CAACUUUUACACAAUUUCUCUAAAGGACUCUCGGUCCAUGUCAUCGCGACAAUUCCUCAUGUUCGUUUCUAGUCAUGGCUGAUAUAAUCAUGGCUGAUACGCCUGCGAGCGAUCCAGCGACCCCGUUUUCCCUUCGUCCGCGUUUCAAGAUCUCAGAUCUCCCUCUCGUCAAAGAACAACGAUCAACCAUAGAUGCGCUCCUUCUGAAGUUCAAAAAGCAGGGUGGCUAUGAUAGUCUCAGAAAACAAGUAUGGGCAUCGUACAACACUUCUGACGCAAAAACUGCCCUGGCAGACAAAAUUUACGCUAUUGCGGAAGCCGAGAUUGAGAAAGACCCGAACCUACUCAGUCGGGAACGUGGAAAGGCUGCAACGCUGAUUCAAGGUGCUGUUGAUCGGAGUGGCAUUUAUCAAGAUGUGGAAUCUCGCAUUGAUACUGAAAUUGCGAAACACUUGAACAACGUACUAGAUGCUGUCCGCGAAAUCCGGAAAACAGAUAUCGGCCUUGAGGCUGCGGCAGAGGAGGAGCAGCGGGGUAGCAAGACGGAUGAACAGUACAAAGCAGAAACCGAGAAUCGCGCUGCUGAAAGAGACCGAAAUAGGAAUCGCAUGGAGCAACUGCUUCGUGAGACUGCUGAGCUGAAAGCUAAGAUCAAGCAGGAAGAGGAAAGGAAACGGAAGAAAGAGGAGGCGAAGCGCGAGGAGGAAGAAAGGAAGAAGCGUGAAACUGAAGAGGAGGAGAGAAGACUCGCCCGACAAAAGAGACGAGAAGAGGAAGAGAAGCGAGAAGCCGAGAGAAUAAAGGCGAGAGACGAAAGACAUCGAAAGCGCGAGGAAGAGAGAAAGGAAAGAGAGGCUCGUUAUGAGAAAGAAAGAGAGCGCGAGAGGGAAAGAGAUCGUGAACGCCGUGAGCGUGACAGAGAUCGCGAUCGUGAUAGAGAUCGCGAUCGUGAUAGAGAUCGCGAUCGAGACAGAAACAGGGAGCGCAGAAGAAGCCCAGAGCGGCGAGCAUCGCGCACCGAAUCGAUGAUUGCGAAGGAUCUUCCCACCGACGAAAAAGAUCUCGAAGCGACUGCUCUUGAACUACUCUUGAGCGAGGGCAAGCGACUGGCCGAAAAAUCAAAGCAAAGACCCGAAUAUGAUUUCCACAAGUCAGAAGUGCACGACCUAUCUCGAAGACAUGGUGUCUCUGAUCGAUACUCUGGUAGACGGGAACGGUCUCGCGACAGCUAUAGGCGAGAACGAGACAGAGAGCGAAAAAGCAGAUCUCGUGACAGACGAGCCUCAAUUCAGAAGGAGAAAACGCGCACACCCAGCAAAGACCGUGAAGAAGGUGAAGCACGGAGUCAACAAGAGUCCCCGUCACCAACUCGUGAGACAGAGAAACCAAAGACCAGGAGGAUGCGAUCUGCAUCUCCAGUGGGCAUUGAUCGCUAUGUACCUGGUGGAGGCGUUCACCGUACCGAGGAAGAACGUGAGCGUCACAAGGACAGGCGAAGAACCCGCGAGAGCGACAAAGAUCGCGAACCUAGAACCCUCCCCGAUAGUCAUCGUCCUGGCCGAGAUGGUGAUGGAGAGAGAGACAGAGAUCGUGACCGGGACCGGGACCGGGAUCGGACUCGAGAUCGAGAAGCUGGUCAAGACCGACAUGAUCGUAGGGGCAGAAGUCGAGAUGUUGAGCGUGAUCGCGGCGACCGAGAGAGAGAACGAGACAGAGAUCGGGACCGCGACAGGGACAGAAACAGAGAGAGGAGUAAGGACAGACGUAGGGACAGAAGCCGAGAACGAGAACAAGAUCGAGACCGCGAUCGAGACAAGUAUCGCGACAGAGAUCGUGACCGAGACCGUGACAGAGAUAGGGACAGACGAGACCGAAGUCCUCGACGAAGAGAUGAUGAUCGACGGGACGAUCGCAGAGACAGUCGACGUGACCGAGACAGAAGUGACGUUCGACGAGAACGUGAGCCAAUUCAGAUUGAUCGAUAUGUACCCGGCCGAUAGUUGUCACCGGCACCUAUUCGAAUGGGUUGCUAUAUGGUGAUACGAAUACUCAGCACAAAGUCAUUGCUCUUGCCAUCAGUGGUCGAUUUGGCGCCCCUGCCGACUGCAGCAAGGAAGUCUGGUCUGCCUCAUUCAAGCCUAUUUUAUCAGCAUGCUUUCGAUAGUUGAUUUCGGUAUUUGACCUUGGUCGCAGGUCUGCCGAUAAGCCUUGGAUCAUUGCCUUUUCCAUCAGAAGAAUACUACGCAGAUUGUUGCCUUGUUUGGUCCAUAUCGAUAUGUGGACAUAGUAUAGUCUGGGCGAGAAAGACAUGCCUAGUAUGUGAUCACGUUCUGUGCUUGGGAUAUCAGCCGCGGGUCAAAAAGGGACCAGAGGGUAGUGUGCACACCUUGAGCUAUUGCGGCCUGCAACUCCCCUCCGCAACACAAGAGGCAUAUCUCCUCCCAGACCCUGAUGGCUCGAUUAUUGUCAUGUCGGACUCGAAUCAACCAACGUCCUCCCUGCUGGUUUUCCGCAUCUUCCCAGAGUGGCUUGACGCCGGCACGGAAUAUAUGGAUACUGUCGUUUUGUCGUAUCUGCAGCCACGGCAUGUUGUUGAAGAUGCGAUAGAACUUGCCGAUAUCUGAUACGUCGUCGACGAGCGGGGUGAGGAGGUAUUGAUGCUGCGGGUCUGGUUUGGAAUGCCACACGGCCCAGUGGUACUGGAAUGGGAGUGGACGGAGUUUCGUGAUGAGCUGUUUGUGCAGAGAAGAGGAGCGACGUGGGAGUGAUGGACGUGAUAUAUUUGCUUCUCCUCCUCGUUCUCCAGUAGAUUGGCCUGUCGAGGGGACAGGCGACCGUCGGGGCGAGAGGAGGGCCGUGCCUGUGGUUGUUGGAUAUACUGAACCCAUUGUCCUCACACUGGUUAUGCAGUAUCCUAAAUUGAAAAAGGGCGAAAGGAAGGUGUGUGUGUACGUGCUUGAUCAUGAACGUCUUCCACUUCCACGAAGAAAU
Molecule: messenger RNA, 2991 nt
Organism: Exophiala oligosperma
Lineage: Eukaryota; Fungi; Ascomycota; Eurotiomycetes; Chaetothyriales; Herpotrichiellaceae
Exons: 1
Coding region: 75-2000 (641 amino acids)
Source: RefSeq, a predicted model, not a curated record